AUGGAAACCCAGUAUAAUUUAUUAGUUCAAAAUAAUACUUAUAAAAUGAAACAUCCAAGUAUUUCAAUGACCUCAAGAAAAGCUACACGCUUACGUUUCUUAGAGCAAGAAAGUGACCACCUCUACGCUUACAAAAUCGACCUCGAAAAAAUUCUGUCAAAAACAAAAGAAGUCCUCAAUGAAUUGCUUUUCUCAAAAACCCCCACAUCUAGCCAACAGCUCGACGGCUCCUCUGAAGACACAGCUUCCACAUCUCUCAUCCUUCUAAAAAGUGUAGAAACAGCCUCGUCAGAAAAUUCAGAAUUAUUUAAUUCAGUUUGCAAAGCAAACUCAUUGAGAGAUACAAUUGAUGCAAAGGUGCUAAUAUCUGAACAGAUUUCAGAAGAAUGUGCUAGAAAAGAAGCAGAAAUAUUAGGAGAAAUUGAUGAGCAGAAUAAUGAUUUAAAGUAUUUAUUAGAAAAAAAGGUUAACAGAAUUAAUAUGCUUAAUGCAAAAGCAAGGGAUUUGGAAGAUCAUCAUGCAAAAAUGAAUAGGGAAUGCACGUUGCUUUUGCAGCUUUCACCUGAUAAUUUGAAAAUAUUGGUAAAACUGGAAAUGCUGAAAGAAAAACUUUUAAGAAAAUCAAAAGAGCUUCAAUUUUGUGAAAUGCAGAAAGGAAAACUGAGGGCAUAUGCUGAGGAUAUUGAAGAAAAAAUAAGGAGAUGCUUAUUGCUGGCGAAAAAUCCGUUAUUGAAAAUAAAGAAAGCGAUAAAUUUACAAGAAAAUACACUGGAAAAUAUAUUAAUCGAUUCAUUGGACAUUUCAAAUUCAUCAGAAGUUGUUUUUCCUGAUAACUUUAAAAAUGAAAAAGAAAAUGAUCCAGUUCCCCGCCUUGAUUAUAGUGCUCUUCACCAAAAGAACGAAGAAUCUAAUCAAGAGAAAAAUAGCCAAAAAUCAAGCAUAAGGAAUCGGAUAAAAGAUUUACAAGGUUUAUGCAAUAGCAAAGCAGAAGAAUUAAAUAAAUUAAGAAAACUUAUCAAGGACCAAGACGAAAAAAUGGAAAUGCUUAUAUCUCAAACAAACCUUAAGCCGAAACCAAUUACAAAUGAAAAUAAUGAAAAAAUUAUGGGAAAGCCAAAGCCAAAAAAAGCAAUGAGCAAUCCUCUCGAGUAUCUUAGUGGAAACAAAGAAGAUUUAAGCAAUAAAAUCAAAGAAAUCCCGAAAUUACGAAUAAACGAUACUGAAGGCAUUGAGGAUGAAGAAGAAGAUUAUUAUCCAAAUGAGUUAAUUAGCUUUAUAGCCAGUGAUGUAGCUAAAUGCGAUUUUGAAGAGCCUGACAGCUUACUAAUUGGCUAUAUUAACGAAAUCCACUAG
Molecule: messenger RNA, 1353 nt
Organism: Blepharisma stoltei
Lineage: Eukaryota; Ciliophora; Heterotrichea; Heterotrichida; Blepharismidae
Source: the annotation of a GenBank genome assembly